GGCGUCUGCUAUUGACAUCGCCUUUAAAUAAAUCUGUUCACUUUUCACGUUAUUCAUGACUUUUAAAUAAUUUUACUAGGUUAUUUUUAAGGGUUGAUAAACCCUCAAGUUAAUAACGUGUGCGAAAUCAUCAUGGACAAAAGUUCGAUUGUUUUUGUUCAGUGCAAAAUGUGUUUUACGGAAAGAAUGUAGUUUUGUUGUCGUAAUCAAAAUAAUGUGACGACAUUUGAACUUUUACAUUUUUUUUUUAAAUCGGAAAUGCACUAAAAAACGAAUGUGAGUGCAAUUUAAGUAUACAAAUGCAAUUGAUAAGUUUAUCAGCUUUAUCAGUUAUAUAUCUACCUUCCGUAAGGAUUAAUAUUUUUCGAGUAUAAUGAAUAACGUGAAAGAAAGAAAAUUCUCAACAUAUGUAAUUAUAAUAUCAACAUCUUGAUUAAUCAUUUAAUUAUUGUAUGAUAUCAAAGUUUUGUCAAACAAAGACUUUUGGAUAUACGUAAUAUAAUGGCUCGUUAUCGUCCGAUAUUAAUUUCUAUGAAUUCAAUACAGUCUCAUGUGUCACGAUAUUUAUAACUCGAUAAGCGUAAAGAUUUUUUUUCAGAUUAAAUAUUCAAUUAAAAUUGGAGUGUAUGUGAAAUUGAUAUCAUGGCUAAUAAACGAGGGACUUUUUCACUUCUUAUGUGGAAGAAUUUAAUUGUUCGUAAGAGACAUUGGAAAGCUGGACUCUUUGUGCAAAUAUGCCUUCCUUUUGCAUUGUUUGCACUUACUCAACUUACAAGAGAUUUGUCAGCAACUGCACCUGUACGUGUGGAAAAUAUUACCCAUUAUGAUGUCAUAAUAAAAGAAGAAGCAUUUAGUACCAUUGAUAUGACUGCAAAUUUUAUUUAUUUUUUACCUAAUAAUAGUUUUGUUGAUGAAUUAAUGAGUGAAACUAGAUUGUGUCUUGGGCUUCCUUCAGACAAUGUUGUGGGCUUCUUAACGGAGGGUGAAUUACUGAAAGAAGUUGCUUUAAAGACAAUUGAAGAUAAGACGAGAACAAUUUUGGCUGUUGUUUUUAAAAAUCCAAAUGAAUUUAAUGCAACAUCAAAAAAUCUUCAAUAUACGAUUAAAUCACCAAUGAUUCCAAGAUUUCCAUACACAACACCAAUUGACAUGAUCACUGGAUAUAAUGCUUAUGUCAGUACAUUUCCGUUUGUUCAAGUGCAAAUGUGUCUUGAUGAGAGCUUUUUAAGACAAAAAGCACCAAAUUCUCCAUACAAUGCCACUAUAUCUCUACAACAAAUACCUGAUCUCCCUCACAUUGAAGUGGAUUCUAAUGACGAAAUGAUAAGAACAAUGUACGCAUUGACUGCGGUUAUGGCAUUUUUAAUUCCUCUGUGCAUUGAAGCCACUUAUGCUGCAAAUGAGAAAUUCAUCGGCGUUAACAUCCUGAUGUCAAUGAAUGGCGUUAAGAAUUAUCAGAAUUUACUAAGUUGGCUCUUGAGCGGUGUGAUAUUUAGCAUUCUUUACAUCACUCCGCUUUUAAUAUUAUUUACAAAUGCUUUUGUAUCGGAUGUUGAGCCAUAUUUAAAUUAUGGAAACGUUUUUAUUGUCGCUGUAUUGCUACUCGUUCAAGUGACUCAUCUUUUAGCUUAUGGAAUGCAUAUUGCUUCAUAUUUUUCAAAAUCCCUCUUUAUGAUCUCCGGUAUUCUGGCAAUUUAUGUUGGAUCGUCAAUGCUACAAAGAUUUAUCGUUAAAAGCAGCGUUUUUGGAUUGAUACCAUAUUUGGGAAUUAUUUUUCCAAAUUAUUUGUUAUUUCGAAUGUUUCAGGAAAUAAGUGUUUAUGAAAAAAGAUUGACAGGAGUUCAAUUCCAUAAUUUAUUUCUCGUUGGAGACGAUGAUUAUCCGGCUGUUGGAAGUUUGGGAGGAAUGCUUCUACUUUCAGUAUUAGGAAUUGUGAUUCAUUUUUUUUUCACAUUGUACGCUUAUUCCGUUUUUCCCGGCAAAUAUGGGGUUUCAAAACAUCCACUUUUCUUUCUAAUGCGAUCGAAAAUCAAUAAAGUUUCAUCAGAGGAAGAAUUGUAUGAUUGUGAUUAUAAUAAUAUGGAAGGAAAGCCCUUUGAACCAGUUCCAAAAGAUGCUUUUAGGCCUGGAAUUCAAAUUCGAAAUUUAAAGAAAUCAUAUCAUACAAAUUGGUUAAGUCGUGCAAAACAUCAGGCACUUCGUGGAAUUUCAAUUGAUUUUUAUAAAGGACAAAUAACAGCUUUGUUGGGUCAUAAUGGAGCAGGAAAAACAACAAUGAUGUCUAUUUUAACAGGUUUGUUAAGUCCUACGGAGGGAAUGGUUUUGAUAAAUGGGAAAAAAGCUAGCGAUGAAAUGGACGAUAUUAUAAGCGAUUUGGGUCUAUGUCCUCAAGAAGAUAUGCUUUUCCCGGAUUUGAAUGUUUUCGAACAAAUCGAGUUUUUUGGCUUGUUAAAAAAUAAAAAUAAAACGAAAAGUGAAGUGAAAACAGAAGUGAAUAUUUUAUUAACUAAAUUAAAAUUACAACCAAAAAGAGACGUAGUGCCAGCAAAACUUUCUGGAGGUCAAAAACGAAGAGUUUGCCUUGGAAUGGCAAUAAUUGGCGAUGCUUCUACUCUAAUAUUAGACGAGCCAACGUCUGGAAUGGAUCCCGAGAGUAGAAGAGAUACGUGGGACAUUUUGUUGAAAAUGAGGGGACAGAAGACAAUUAUUAUCAGUACGCAUAAUAUGGAAGAAGCAGAUAUUCUUGGAGAUAGAACUGCGAUAAUUCAUUUAGGACGAUUAAAGAGUUAUGGAUCUCCAAUGUUUCUCAAAAAACUUUACGGUCAAGGAAAUAUUGAAGUGACACUGUCAACGGAAAAAGAAUAUGAUUUUGAGAAAAUAAAAAGUCAAUUUAGUAGAGAAAGUAAAUUAAUAAAUUUAGAUGGCGGUAAAUUGGUUUUCAAUGUUCCAUAUACAAAUGAAUUGCCACAAGAUUUGGAUAAAAUUGAAGAAAGGAAAACAGAACUCGGUGUAAAUGGAAUAAGUGUCUCGCUUAUAACAUUAGAACAAGUUUUUCUCAAAGCAACAAAAGAAGACGAGGACGAAGUCGAUUCUUGCUUACCUCAUGUGGACGAAAUUUCAAAAGUAACUGGACGCAAUCUUCUUUUGCAAUCAGCAAUGGCUCUCUUAUCAAAAAAGCUCACCUAUACCUAUAAGAAUAUUCUGACAUUUUGGUUGAUCGUCUUAAUUCCAUUGAUCAGUGUGUUUUUGAUAGGACUCGAUUUUAAUGCUCUUCGCGAUACUUCACCGGCGAUUCCUUUAAGACUCGAUAAAUAUCGAUAUCCUCAAAGUUUUUUCACGAGCGAUGAACCCUUUGGAAGUGUCUAUAAAAAAAUUGUCGAACAAUUUAACGGCGAACCAAUCGAUGUUGGUACUACUAAUAUUUCACAAGCGAUGCUUGAUUUGGCAUCAAAGGACUUGGCGUCUUAUCGAAAUAAUUUAAUUGCUUCCGCGUCUAUUCGAAUGGAUGCACAAAAAAGAGUUAAUAUGAAUGCUUUCUAUUCAAUAUCCGCAUCAUAUAGUAUUCCAAUAUCAGUUAAUCUUUUGACAAAUACCCUUUUGAAAGCUAUAACCAAUGAUGACAAUUAUGAGAUUAAUGUUUGGAGUCAAAAAUUCCCAAAUUUGUAUAAACUCAAUGAUCUUGCUAAUACACAAGACGAUGUAUUUGGCAGAGUUUUACUUUUAACUGCCUUUCUAUAUCCAACCAUUGCAUUGUUCGUUAUUCAUCCCCUCAGAGAAUCGUCUCUUGGAGUGAAACAACUUCAAAGAAUGACGGGAAUUCCAAGUUGGUUAUAUUGGGGAACAUUAUUUCUCUUUGAUUUCAUCAUCUUUUCUGUGUCCAUUAUUUUAAUUUUAAUUGGAUUCUAUGCUAUUGAUUGCAUUUUUGAUAUUCGAAUGUUCCACGCAACAGAAAUGUCGAUAAUGGUAUUAUUACUCGUAUUGUUUGCUUUCAAUACUUUGCCGGUUGUUUACAUAUUCAGUUUUCUAAAGAAAUCAACGAGUACUGUUAUAACAAUGUUGAGUCUUUUGCCACUUGGAGCUAUUGCAAUGGAAUUAAUUCUUCAUAUACUGAUGUUAAACAUAAAGGAAAUGAAAUUUAUUGAAGUUUUACGAGGAAUGCAAAAGAAAAUUUUCUUAAUGAUUCCAUACAUAAGUUUCUUCCAUGGUCAGCUCAGUUUCUUUGAGACGGCAGGUCACAAUGCUCAAUGUCGUCGAGCGCCACCACAAUUUUUAGAUAUUGCUUGUAUGUUGCAAAGCAAAUGUUGUGGUCUCAAUUGUCACGAUGGAAAAUGUGAAAAGUCCUUACCAUAUUUUCCCGAUUUUAAUGACGACAUAAAUCUUGCCGAAAGUGUGCUAUAUAUGAGUUUAACUCCGAUUUUUUACUUUACAAUUCUUGGAUUGCUUGAGCACAAAAUAAUUCCUUUAAUAUUAAUGAAAAUUCAAAGAAAUCAGCCAAAAAGCAAGAUCGAUGAUAUGGAUGAUCAAGUGAAGAAAGAAAAAUUAUCAGUCGCUUUUGAACUCAGUAAAUUAAAAACGCAGAGUGAUCCUGCAAAAAUACAAGGCAGUAUGGAGAAGAUGAAUUCGAGUCUAGAAAAUUCUGAAUCCGAUAAUGAUGCUAUUUACUUAGUUUAUGAAUUAAGUAAAUUUUACGGUCUUUUACCGGCCGUCAAAGAAAUCAAUUUUUCCGUUAAAAGAAGUGAAUGUUUUGGAUUAUUAGGUGUAAAUGGUGCUGGAAAAAGUACGACUUUCAGAAUGUUAACAGGCGAAGAAUUUCCAAAUAGUGGCGUCAUGUAUUUAAGCAAAAAUGAAAUUUACAGUAACAGAAAAGAGUAUCUUGCACAAAUGGGAUAUUGUCCACAAACUUCAGCGCUGAUAGCUUCAUUGAAUGCUAGAGAUCAUUUAAAACUCUUCGCGCUACUUCGAGGAGUUCCUAAAAGACAAGUGACCUUAGAAGUCGAAAAGUGGAUCAAUAGACUAAAUUUAAAUCUUUGUGCAGCUCAACCAAGUAGUGCAUAUAGUGGAGGAAACAAACGACGUUUAAAUAUUGCAAUUGCUCUUAUUGGUAAUCCAAAUCUUGUUUUAUUGGAUGAACCAACAACGGGAGUUGAUCCAGCAGCUCGUAGAUCUCUUUGGCAUGUGAUAAAGUCUUGUCAAUUGGCAGGGCAAUCAAUUAUUCUUACGUCUCAUAGUAUGGAAGAAUGUGAAGCUCUUUGUAAUCGACUAGUCAUUAUGGUAAAAGGUCAAUUCGUUUGUGUUGGUCAAAGUCAACAAUUAAAACAACGUUUUGGUGCUGGAUAUGAUAUAAAUUUAAAAUUAAAUCCAGAAAGAAGUAAUAACGAUGUGGAAAAAAUAAAAAGUUAUUUGGAAAGUUCACUUGAAUGUGAACUUCGCGAUGAACAUGUAGGCUAUAUAACGUAUCACGUUACCAAUUCAAAGACAACGUGGAAAACAAUGUAUCAUUUUAUGGAAGUCCUCAAAGAGACGUACGAAUGCAUAGAAGAUUUCACAGUAUUAUCAGCAACUUUGGAACAAUUAUUUUUACAAUUCGCUAGGGGUUAAACAGUAUUACUGUUAUAUUAACAAAAUUGAUAAAAAUCGAAAAGGUAUAAGCUUUAAAACUAGAAGAUAAAAAAUCCUCUACUUAAAUAUUUUGUAUAAAAAAAAUAUAUCCGUCUUUUUAUCAUAAAUUGUUUAUGUAUUCUCUUUUAUUUAAUUUUGUUACAUAUUUAUCAAAAUUUAUAAUGAACAAACUUUCUAUAAUUGUAUUUUUGUAAAUUUCUAGGAAAUUUAAAAAUUUGUUAAAAUUAAUUAAAAAAUUUUGUUAAUCUAAAUACGGAACUAGAAUUCGAAAUAUGUAUAUAGAUAUUUAUAUAAUAUAUUUCUUAUUUUGUUGUAAGAAUAAGUGUUUUUAUACUGAAAAAAGGAUAUAGAGAAAUAUCCAUUAAAUCAUAAUUACUCAUUUAUCGAACAAAUAUAAUUUUUUUUAAUAAUCAUUCUUCAUAUAUACUAAUUUGAAAAUUUUGAAACAAUACUCUACAUUUCAGUUAUUGUAAUUUCGUUUCAAAAAAAAAAAAAAAUUGUAUAGUUUUCAUAAAUAAAAAAUCAAAGUUGAAGUUUGAUAGAAAGAGAGAAUGAGAAACAAUGAAAGAGAGAUAAAAAAAAAGAAUGAAUAGAAAUAAAGAGAAAAAGUAUAGCAAAUUCAAAAAAUUUGAAAAAAGGGUUAAAUAAUAUUUACUAUCUUUAUAAGUGUGAAUUAAUAUCGAAAACUUUUGUAAUUAAUAUAAGCACGGUAUUGUAGUUUUUAA
Leptopilina boulardi is the source of this 6344-nucleotide messenger RNA. Its product is annotated as retinal-specific phospholipid-transporting ATPase ABCA4-like. The transcript is spliced from 27 exons. The record is from RefSeq and is a predicted model, not a curated record. Gene Ontology annotation, biological process: transmembrane transport; lipid transport. Gene Ontology annotation, cellular component: membrane; intracellular membrane-bounded organelle. Lineage: Eukaryota; Metazoa; Arthropoda; Insecta; Hymenoptera; Figitidae. Gene Ontology annotation, molecular function: ABC-type transporter activity; lipid carrier activity; ATP hydrolysis activity. The coding region runs from base 643 to 5598 and encodes 1651 amino acids.